This is a messenger RNA of Brachypodium distachyon (stiff brome), 1657 nucleotides long. Its product is annotated as SEC12-like protein 1. The transcript is spliced from 10 exons. Gene Ontology annotation, cellular component: endoplasmic reticulum membrane. The record is from RefSeq and is a predicted model, not a curated record. NCBI's taxonomy places the organism in Eukaryota, Viridiplantae, Streptophyta, Magnoliopsida, Poales, Poaceae. Gene Ontology annotation, molecular function: guanyl-nucleotide exchange factor activity; protein binding; GTPase activator activity. The coding region runs from base 323 to 1432 and encodes 369 amino acids. Gene Ontology annotation, biological process: protein secretion.
UCCCCCACGCGCGGCUGGCGGAAUGGGCAGCAGAGCACGAAGCAGCUGGCUCCGGCGGGAUCCGAUCGCAGGAUGCCGAACUCAUGGAUGUCGACAGCGACAGGGCGGAGUUGCCAGAGCGCUCGAUCGGAUCGCGUACGCGUGCACGCCCCCUGGCGGCGCGCGGCCGGCCUGAGAAUAUCCCGCCGCCCCCAAACGAUACGGGUUCCGUCGCGUCGCACUCUCCGCCCAUGCCCCGACUCAUCGCAGCACAUAGGUAUAGAACUCGAGAAGCCGCGAAGCGAACAUCGUAGUGCACUUGCCGUUCGGUUGGUUGAUUCCAAUGGCGGGCGGCGGCGGCGGCCAGGUUCCCUCCUCGAUGUUGGUCGGGAAGGUGACCUGUGGGGCGUGGAUACGGCGGCGGGACGGGGGGGCGGCGGCCAGCCGCCUCCUCGUGCUGUACGGCCGCGCCGCCGCGGCCUCGUCCCCGCCACUCCUCGACCUCCUCGCCUUCGACGCCAGCAAGUCCGCUCUCGCCUCCGAGGAGCCCCUGCUGAGGGUCGUGAUGGGCGAGGACGGAGCCGACGCGCCGCGCGCCAUCGCCGUGCACCCCGGCGGCGACGAGUUCGUCUGCGCCACCGCCAAAGGCUGCAGGCUGUUUAAGCUGGUCUAUGAGGAAUUCAGCAUCAACCUUAUUUCAAGAGAUUGUCCACCUCUCCAAUCAGUUGGGCCUCAGAGAUGUUUGGCAUUCAGUACUGAUGGUGCUAAGUUUGCUAUAGGUGGUGAGGAUGGACGUCUCAGAAUAUUUCAAUGGCCAAGUCUCACUGUGCUUUUGGAUGAACCUAAAGCUCAUAAAUCCUUCCGAGACAUGGACAUUAGCUUGGAUUCAGAGUUUUUAGUCUCGACAUCCACUGAUGGCUCUGCAAGAAUAUGGAAGCUAGAUGGGGGAGCCCCACUAGUAAAUUUGACUAGAUCUGCGGAUGAGAAGAUUGAGUGCUGCUGCUUUUCUAGGGAUGGAACUAAACCUUUCUUGUUUUGCACACUUGUAAAAGGUAAGGAUAAUGUGACUAUGGUUUUGGACAUAACUAACUGGAAGAGAAUUGGAUACAAAAGACUUCUGGCAAAGCCUAUUUCCACACUUUCAGUUAGCUUGGAUGGGAAGUAUCUCGCACUAGGAAGCCAUGAUGGUGACUGUUGUGUUGUGGAUGUGAAGACGAUGCAAGUUUCUCACUUGAGCAAGAAGAUCCAUCUUGGCUCCCCAAUUUCCUCGAUUGAAUUUUGUCCUACAGAAAGGGUUGUAAUCUCCACCUCGCACCAAUGGGGAGCAGAGAUCACAAAGCUCAACGUCCCUGCUGAUUGGAAAGUAUGGCAAAUUUGGCUGGUACUAUUGAGCUUUUUCGGGGCAUCAGCGAUCCUCUUCUACACGUUCUUCAAGUACACAACCCUUCUGUAACCCCCCGGAGCUGAUUCUGGAGCAAGGUCCUCGAGUUUCUGAAGAAUGGAUUCCAUGGUAUCAUUAGAGUUUUGUACUUCAACAGAUCCUAGUUUGCACAUCUUUUUUAGCAUGAUAAUGAAUGGGUGGAUGCAACCACGAUAAAUCUAAGGAGCCUUGUAUAUUACUCCCCCAUUUCCUUUUUAUAAGACGUUUUUAACUUUAUAAGUAAACUUGUAAAAUUUU